Molecule: messenger RNA, 2193 nt
Organism: Saccharomyces kudriavzevii IFO 1802
Lineage: Eukaryota; Fungi; Ascomycota; Saccharomycetes; Saccharomycetales; Saccharomycetaceae
Gene: SKG6
Product: Skg6p
Exons: 1
Coding region: 1-2193 (730 amino acids)
Source: RefSeq, a predicted model, not a curated record
AUGUACCAUACCCAUAUGAGUGGAAGUCCGGCUUCUGUGACUUCAGUAGUGAGUGUUUCUGACGCAAUUUAUACCUAUGAAAGGCUUUCUAGGAGAGAUGAUGACGAUUCAUCAUCGUCCUCCUCUGCGUCCAGUACGGGAAAUAGUAAGUCAGCUAAAUGUACCGGCUCUAAGCAAAGCUGUGAACUACCCACGGAUUCUAAUCACAGCACUAAUGUGACUGUCGGGGUUGCCGUUGCAGUACCAGUAGGUGUCAUUAUAAUUGUCCUAGCUGUGAUACUUUACAUCGUGUAUAGGAGAAGUAAAAAAGAAGCUGAAGAAGAUAAUGAUCCAGAUUUCGAAGGCGAUUCAGAAUUUUUACCGGCAAUGCAUAAUUAUAUACCUGGAAUGAAUCAUCCGUACUCCAGUGACUCGCAGCAAGAUCUCGUGGAAAAAGCUCUGCAUCAACCGCCUUCAGAUCCAUUUGCUGAUAGCAUGGACAACAUGAGAAGCGUUACUCCACCUGGAAUCGGUCAGUCUUGGUAUGUAGACCCGUUUCAACUUCCACAGGAGUCGAGCGACUCUAGUAGUUUGAGGGAUUACGCUAUGAAAGUGCAAAGUGAUGGGUUCGGUGGCUAUAAAGCGGCAGCUAACUCCAGAAAUGCCAGUCAAAUGUCUUUUCAUCCUGAUAGUUUUUAUACGCCCGUAAGGGCACCUUCAAGAUUCCAAGAGGACGGAAGUAUUCAAUCUCACGCCAGCCCUGUUGACAAAAAUCAGGUCUUCAGCGGAUUUGCUACAGGGGAUGCGCAUAAGCAAUCGCACGUUCCUUACGAAGUGAAUGAUACAGCUACAGUUAGCAAAAAGGGUGGAGGUUCGGAUGAGUCAGAAGAAUCAUCCAGCAACGACGCGUUCGAGUUUGAACUUGAUAAUAAUUCGGAGAUGUCUCACAGAAAGAGCCUGCAGGUCGGUACAAAUGAUGAUUACGAACUCCAGGAUAUCAAAGGACCUGAACAUACGGAUGAUAGUAGCGGAAGCAAAGAUGAAGGGGAGGAAUGUUACGUGUCGCACUUGUCACCUAAUGAGGAAGAGGGUAUUCAGAGAAUGAGGAGUAUCUACCAAGUCUAUUUGGAUAGAUCUAAAACAAUGAAAAAGGAACAAGAUGAACUAGACGGUGCAAAUGCCAUAUCAAAAAGCGGAGCUGGCUUCGACAGUGUAAACCAAAACCCACUACCUUCUAUCCAAAUUAGUGAUAAUGACAAUAUUGAGGUACCAGAAGCAAAAUACCCGGGACAUGAAGUCUUUGUUGUAAAAGAUACCAUUUCAGACGGAGACGGCCGAGAAACUGCCCCAAACCAGGAACAAUACCCGAUACAAGAUACACUCGCCGUCAAUGGUACGGAAGCAGUGGCAUCUAAUAGAAUUGCUUCUUCUAUUUAUUCAGACGCAAUUCCGUCUUUGAAUCAUCAAGAUGAAUACCAGCAACAGGAGCAAUCGUCAGUAUACGACAGCUACCCACAGUAUUCUGCCUCUGAAUACAACGGGCAUAUUCAACAAGGACAUUCUAUUCCGGUGGCGCCAAUCCAACAACAACAACAAUGGUACGGUGCGCCAGCUCCUCAACAACAGCAAUAUAAUCAUCCUCAGACUCUAGAAACUAUCGGGGAAUUACCGACACCUGCAUAUUUAGCUCAAUCAGCUUCGUCGCAUUCAUUAACAUCUUUCAAGGGACCAAACAAGCAACAGCUUCUUCAAUUACAAACCGCUAGAUUAAACGGUACUGCAUUAAAUCCGGUGGAUCAUCCAGAGAUGUUUUAUUCGCCAACAAACGAUGCUUACUAUGCUCCACAACAGCAAGGCCAAUCUAUGAAAUACAAUGAAAAUGGGGUGGUUCCCUCACCUUAUCAAUUAAGACAAAGUGUGGUGAUGACGAACCCCUCAGACUUGAUAGCAAAACCAACGUAUAAACCAGCCGGUUCUUUCAGAAGUGUAAGUGCAACAAACUCAAGGAACAAUAGUUUAACCGCACAAAACAACACGUAUUUCCAGCAGCAGCAGCAGCAGCAGCAGCAGCAGUACAAUUCUCGUGUUAGUGGAAUAUUAGAAGAAACGGAUGUUGUACAACCACCCAGCGUUGGUGGUAUUCUACCCCAUAGCGGUUCACAGGACGAUUUGAGAAGACAAUUGGGCUCUUCCCAUAAUUAUGCUGUCAAUUGA